AUGAGCACAAUACCUCUUCAAUUUUCUCUGCAAGUUGAUGGUCCAGCACCAUCUUGCACUGAGGGUGAAUAUCUACCACGGUUCCUCCAUCCAACGCCACAUCACGGAGAACAACUGCAGGCUCGUGUAAAUCAAGAGCUUGAGAUCAGAGUGAAAGCUUCUGCAUCUUUUUCAAGAAUCAUUGAUGUCAUCAUUAGUGGACCUCUGAACAGCACAAAGUACGAAACCACCACUGGGGAAUACGUGAUUAACUGGACACCAACUGCAGAAAACUAUGGCCAACAUUUUCCAUUUUGCUUUAUCGCAGAAGGACAAUAUGGAUUUGAUAUUUACCACUCUGAGAUGAGGUGCGUUGUUGCAAAGGUGGAUUCUGAAGGACCUGAGGUAAAUGUAACCUGUACUCAAAACUCAAUGUCAGUGACAAUUGAGAGAUCCUCCAUCAAAAACCUCCAUGGUGACCACUUGAGACUGAUAAAUCCGUCUUGUCGGGUUUACACUAACAGUACCCACCUGUUCACCAACACACUUCUAAACGACUGUGGCACUCGGAUUGAGGAGAACAAUAAUGAACUCAUCUUCAAGAAUAAAAUCAUUACAUUCGAUGAUCCCAGGGACAUUAUAACCAGGAAAGAUUACCUAGAAAUUGAAAUCCUGUGCAAGUACCAGAAAAGGACCAACGUUACUGUGGAGUUUGAUACUCACAGACCACCAAUCAUCAUCUCGGAAAAAGGUUUUGGCACAUUCAACUAUCAGUUUGAGUUUUAUGCUUCUGCAAAUUUCCAGACCAGCAGGGGUCCAGAAUCUUACCCACUUGAGUACGAUGUGGGCGAUAAGAUCUUCAUGAAGAUCGAGCCUGUUACUCCAGUCCUAAACACUGAGAUCUUCCUCGAGUCGUGUGUGGCUACACCUUACGAUAAUCCCAAUUAUCCAGUCUCCUAUCCCAUCAUCAAGAAUGGAUGCAUUGUGGAUGAAACGGUUCGCUUUUUCUCAAGCCACCAAACAUAUGUUCAGUUUGAAAUGGAGGCCUUCAAAUUCAUUAGUUUUCAUGACCAGGUGUUCAUCAGCUGCUCAAUCAUCAUAUGCCAGGCCAACAAUCCCAACACCCGCUGCUCUCAGGGCUGCGUCAACGGCACAGUCGCUCCGCCGGCCCACCACCAUCACAAAAGAGAGGCUCCCAUCCAGACCGGCAGUCACUUCAUCUCCCAGGGGCCCCUGCGGCUGAAGAGGAGCGCAUCACAGGUCACCGUAAGCCCGGGUCUGAAUCUAAACCUUGUUGUCGUUGCUGUGUGUCUCAUGGCAGCAGUUGCGACGGUGUGUGGAGUGAUCGUCUACAGAGCCAGAGGGCAAAGGAUCAGAUAUAAACCCGUGCCAUCGCACGACUUUUAGUCAUGUCAGCUCUGUUUUUUUAUUUUAAAUGUUACCCUGUCAGAUUAAACACCUUGAACUGCCAUUCAUAUAGUAGGAAAUAUGCUA
Molecule: messenger RNA, 1473 nt
Organism: Onychostoma macrolepis
Lineage: Eukaryota; Metazoa; Chordata; Actinopteri; Cypriniformes; Cyprinidae
Product: CUB and zona pellucida-like domain-containing protein 1
Exons: 9
Coding region: 1-1386 (461 amino acids)
Source: RefSeq, a predicted model, not a curated record